AUGUCUGAACGGGAACCUAUUAGUGGUUCGAGCCGUGACUAUGGUUCGACAGCGGCGCCCCCUACCGUUGGUUUCGCGGACUUCAGUCCCACAGAGUUAUAUAACUUGAGUGAGGGUAUUGCAGAUAAUAUUAACUCAAUAAACAGUGGACUCCGAUCUUUGGAGAAGAUGAUGAAACAAAUUGGUGGUCCCAAUGACAGUGUUCAGCUUAGAGAUAAAAUUCACGACACCCAACAGAACGUAAACAGCUCCGUAUCGGCUACGGCCCGUGAUAUACAGCGCUUGGGUGUAGUAGUGCGCCGUGGCGAUAAGCCUCAGAAACUGCAAGUAGAACGACUUACCCAAGCAUUUAGAGACGCUCUGGCGAAUUACUCAUCUGUUCAAAAGCAAGUCUCCGAAAAAAUGGCGGCGCAUAUGCCUUCAAAACCUCGUGUUAGGAACGACCCUCAAGCAAUGGAACAACAAGCCAUCGCUGAUGAUGAAGAAGCGGCUCUGCUAGCUAAUCAACAGGCACAGGCUCGUCUCGUUCAAUUCGAAACAAGCAUGUUGUUAGAGAAGGAGGCCUAUAUAAAUAAAAUAGAAGCAGAUGUCCUGGAUGUUAACCAGAUAAUGCAGGAAUUGGCCGAUAUGGUUAGUGCGCAGGCGCAAACUGUUGAUACGGUUGAAAGUCACAUUGAAGCUGCAAGUGCUGGUGUGGAAGCUGGAGUGGACGAGUUAGCAAAGGCGGCGGAGUACCAACGAAGAUACCGGAAGAAAAUGUUCAUAUUCAUGCUCAUUGGCAUGGUCUUUGCCAUCUUAAUCAUUGUGUGGAUCGUGAACGCAUUCAGAUAG
Messenger RNA from Parnassius mnemosyne (clouded apollo), 831 nucleotides. The record is from the annotation of a GenBank genome assembly. Lineage: Eukaryota; Metazoa; Arthropoda; Insecta; Lepidoptera; Papilionidae.